GACAAAAGGAUCUCAGCAGGAAAAAAUACAAUUACAUGCGAUCCACGGCUCAUCAGCUAGCCUGUAGACUCCUAACCAAGCCCCAAAGCUUUAUGUGAAUACCUUCGGCUACCUUCUCCAGCUUGCUCCUGUUUGUGUAAAGGGUCUUUUCAUAUGCAAAAGAAGGAGGAGGGGGGAGUGUCUUAUUUGCCACUUGCAGUGGGCUUUCCAGCUACCUUUUCAACAGAGCCAAACUGAGAGCUUCUAAAUACCUUCUUUAUUGUGGUCAAGGUGUGAAGUAGUUCCAGGUUUGCACAAUGAGUGAGUUGGAACAGUUACGACAAGAAGCAGAACAACUGCGAAAUCAAAUCAGAUGCUCUGUGGGAUAUAGAAACUGGACAGCAGACCACAACCUUCACUGGACACACUGGAGAUGUGAUGAGUCUGUCUUUGAGUCCUGAUAUGAGAACGUUUGUUUCUGGUGCUUGUGAUGCUUCCUCCAAACUGUGGGACAUCAGAGAUGGGAUGUGCAGACAAUCCUUCACUGGACAUGUCUCUGAUAUCAACGCAGUCUGUUUCUUUCCCAAUGGUCAUGCAUUCGCUACUGGCUCCGAUGAUGCUACCUGUCGGUUGUUUGAUCUGCGUGCUGACCAAGAGCUGAUGAUGUACUCUCACGAUAACAUCAUUUGUGGCAUCACUUCAGUAGCUUUUUCCAAAAGUGGUCGCCUCCUGCUAGCUGGAUAUGAUGACUUCAAUUGCAAUGUAUGGGACACAUUGAAAGGAGAACGAGCAGGUGUCCUUGCUGGUCACGAUAACCGCGUAAGCUGUUUAGGUGUAACAGACGACGGCAUGGCGGUAGCUACAGGAUCAUGGGACAGUUUUCUCAGAAUCUGGAAUUAACUUGGGGAUGGGGAAAUCAGUCUUGUAAAUUCUCCACUGAGAUCUGGAGAGGUCAAUGCUGCAGCCUAUAGCUGUGAAAUAACAUUUCUACCUUGUAUUUGCAGGUGAAGUUUUUUCUAUUCACUGAUUAUUAUUACACAAAAGGCUUUCUUUAAACUAGUAACAAUCAAGUAAGUCAUAAUGGUUUAAAGGGGAAAGAUCAUUGGUGGCAAUUUAAAGGGGGCUAGCACACGGGAUCAUGGUGACAGAAUCCAGGAGCCAGUCUUUGUUUUGUGGUUUGGUUAAGUUGUUUUAACUUUUUUGCUGCUGGCAAAGUUUGUUUUAAUGACAGACCUUUACAGCAGCCAUUAGGUUAAAGGAUUUCUGCUUUGUGCUCAAAGUCUGCUGAGUCUGUACUUUUUUUUUUGUACAUAACUGAAUGUACACACUAUAGCAGCUAAUCAUGUAAUGUUUGUAUGUAAAAAAGCAAAACACAAAAAAAAAUAUUGAAAUGAUGCCUUUUUUUUAUUUAAAGAAUACGAAUUGUAGCUAUGAACACCACAAUAGUUUAGUGAUGGAUGUACUUUGUGGUUUUCAUUUUUUGUGAACUUGCUGUGGAUGAAAUGAAAAUAUAUAUAUGUAGUAUACCAUCACAUUAGACAUGCCAAUUAGUGAAUUUAUUUUAUUGACCUUGUUCUUCUCACGCCGUUUGUAUGGAUAUGUGACCUUUUAUUCUUCCUUGGAAUGGAGCAUAGUGGCUCUGUCCUGUACAGUAUAAUACUGAAACUUUUUUUUCUCCAGUCCUAAUGUGCCCCCCUAUAAGUGUAAAUUCACUAGUCGGUUCCCAAGUCAUGAAUGAACUAGUAUGAAAUGAUAACUUUUUCAUCUACCUGCAUUAAGAAAGUAACUUCUACAGUUAUAUCCGUGUAUUUUCAAAACCAGAUGGAUUUUCCUGAUUUUAGUCAAAGAACAUGGAAGUCUAUAGGUUCAGUGUAUCAGAAUAUUUAACAGAUUAGCAAAUACUCUAAAAACGUAAUCAUACUGAAUCUUAAGGAAAUUUCUUCGACACAAGAAAUGCGAAAGUGUCAUAUCUUGUACUACAUACAUAAAAACAUGUCAGGUGUGAAUGCUUGUUGAAUAAAACAUCUAAAGCAAAGUCUCGGACUGUUAAGACAGUGAAAUAACAUUGUAGCUCAUUUGCAAGUUGUAGUUAUUUUACUGCAGAGAAAUUGAGGAUCUGUUCGCAGAAUGUUGCAAUUAGAAUCCCUAGAAGAAGAAUUUGAUUUUUGUCAUACUUGAGUAAAGCAUGGCAAACCAAUUCAUUCCUAGAAGUGUGAAGUGCCCUUAAAAUAUUUUAACUGUUGGCCUUGCAAGAUUAUCCACACACACACUUUUUCGAUUUUAGGGUUACCAGGUUUCUGGUGUAAAAUCAGUUAUACAAAUGUACAAUCUCCAGGUUAAACAUAACAAACCGUGGUUUCAAGUGGCAGAAUUUUAUUAUUGUAGCUGAAGAUCUGCAUGGAACAUCUGUAACCUGGGACUUGCUAUCUAGAUUAGAUUCUAAAACGCCUUAAAGAUAAUGUUCUCAUGUUAAAGCUCUUAUUAAACUUUUAGAACACUUUAAAUAUUGCUAGUGAUAGCAAAUGGGGCAAGCUAUAAAUUACACACACUCUCCAUGGACACCUUUGUGCCAAAGCACCUUUACCACUUUGUGAAUUGAAACUUCUAAUGUUGUAUGAAAUGCUCCUUUUUUAAGAUUUUAAACUCUAUUUGUUUUCUGUGCCAUGUUUACACUCCUGAAUGUGCCAAUAUAUAACACUUUUAUACAGGACCCUCUGUAUUUUCUUUGAGAGUAUGAAGGACCAAAAAGUGGUUGCCACAGUUACGUUUCAUUUUGUGCCAGAUUUUUUUUUUUUUACACUCUAAGAAUGCCAAUAGUGAUUGUGUUACUGAAUCUUCAUGCAGUACUGUAAUUACUCAAAGUAAUACCUGUAUAGUAUCCUGGUGAGCAGAACUUUGAGAUCAAACAGAUUGUGUACCAUCUUUGUUUAAGUUUACCUUCUAUGACACUUAACCAAGCUUCAAAUGUGUGUCCACUUUUUAUUCUGGCAUUGCAAAUUUAGAGGUCAUAAACUUUUUUUUUUUUUUUUUUAGCUUAUGUUAAAAGGUUGAUUUGGUUCUGAGAUAAGCUUUUAAGUUCUUGAAAUCUGAUUCUUAAUGUGAUCAGGUUUGUACAUUUCCGAUUCUGGCCAGAGCACUUUUUUUUUCCUUGGGUUAAACAGUUUUGAGGUAUAUAAUUGUAAAAUAAAUAAGCUGCUAUAGCAACAUAGCCCAGUUUAUUAUUUGCUGUUAUGUCCCUUUGUGCAGGAUUUCUUUAUUCUACUGUGACUUGCUAAAGAACAUUUGACAUCUUGCUCUUGACCGUUCUUUCUGUCGAUACCUGAGUUUUUAUUAAUACACUAAUUGUGCCAGCUACACAGUAUUUGUUAUGUAUUGUGACUUAUUACAGUACUUGCUUCAUUUACAAGAUACCAAUAUUGCCAAAAAGACAUUUGACUUCCGAGGUAUGUUCUUUUAGUACAAAUUUAACCUUCAUGAUUGGUGGGAUUUUAAUGUGCCAGUAUAUGAAUCGUUUGUAAUCCAACAUAUAUAUUUGCCAAUAUUAUUUACCUCCAUUUGUAAGUAUAUUGCCAGUGGCAUAUCUUGAAGUUACCUCAUUUUAAUGCAGUUAUAUUAUGUUCGGAGGUAUUAAUGGCACGUCACAAAUGCAUUAUAUUUUUUGCAUUACUCGUAAUGCAUGUUCUAAAAUUUUAGGUCAAUGAAGAAACAGUUACUUAUGUAGACUCCUGUAAAUGGACUAUGCCAGUUCUAAAAUAGUACUGAAUUUUAAAGUAUGUAUAACUAAGACCUGCAAAAAUGCAAAAUAAGCAGGUGGGUGGCCAUGCUCUCAUCUAAAUUGAAAUUGUAGAGUGCCUAACCCAUAUCUCAUUUGAUAUCAUUUUUAUAGGCUGAACGUAUAGCUUGCAUUUCCCCACAUGUGCACCUAUUCAUCAGACAAAAAUCCCCAUGCUUUACAGAAAAUGCUAAUUGCUCAUUACAUUCCAACAUUUGAAUGAAGGACAGUUUCUGCAGGGCUUAGUACCGUGUGCUAACAUUUCUCACAGGCUCAAACUAAUUUAAAUUAUUUCACAUGAUUUUCUCAAAUGGCAGAGUUAGUUUUCAUAUCAUUUCCAUGUAAAAUAAAUAAAUAAAUAAAAAAAUAGCAUGGGUUUGUGGUGCACUUUGUAACCUGGCAUGCAUGCUGGUGAAAAUUCUUCCUAAUCUUUAGAGGCACCAUGAGCCUUGUCUUUUCUUUUUUUUUCUUUUAUCCAAUUGCUGGUUGUAUAAAAUACAUGCAGAAUGUUAAUGCAGUGUUGUAUGGUAAUAUGUGCAAACAGUGUUAAUGAUUGAUAUAACCUGAUACCACAUUACAUGUGCCUCACAAAUUCUUCUACCACACAGUAUGCUAGGUUUUGAAUACUGCAGACUUCAGUGGAGACUAGUUUUAGAUCUUUACAGCCUCUUUUGCUUUCUUUACAUAGUGGUGCUUACUCCUGUGUGUUUCUCCAUUGGGGGGGGGGGGGGGGACAAUAAACAUUAAAAAACAAGAAAAAGAAAAAAAAAGCAUUUAACACAAGUUAUUACAGUUUAUAUCCAUAGAAGUUGAAAAUUAAACUUGCUUUUGAAGGAACAUAGUUUCAUUGCUGUAAUAUAACACUUAAAAAUGAGAAAACUCUAGCACAUUCAUUUUAUACCAUUUUUACUCCUAUGUUGCGGACUUUGACAAAAGGCUUUAUAAAUAUCUCUUAUGAAUUCUGCACUGCCUUUUGGAUUGUGUAUGUAUUGAAACUGUCUUAAAGGUUUUAAGCCAAUUAAAAACCAGGGACAUGCCAUGCUUUUUUUUUCUUUUAACAGUUGCUGUUGUAUAAAAAAAUGAUUUCCCUGUGAAAUAAUCACUUGCUAUAAACGUUUUGUUUAUAUUUUUCCACAAUUGAUUUUUUUUUCUUUGUAUUUGUACAGUGGCUCAGUGAAACCAAUAUGUUGCCAUGAAUUGAUAUUGUAACCAAUAAAAAGUGCUUUUAACCAGA
This is a messenger RNA of Bombina bombina (fire-bellied toad), 4985 nucleotides long. RefSeq names its product G protein subunit beta 4 (gene GNB4). The record is from RefSeq and is a predicted model, not a curated record. Gene Ontology annotation, cellular component: heterotrimeric G-protein complex; cytoplasm. Gene Ontology annotation, molecular function: protein binding; signaling receptor complex adaptor activity. NCBI's taxonomy places the organism in Eukaryota, Metazoa, Chordata, Amphibia, Anura, Bombinatoridae. Gene Ontology annotation, biological process: G protein-coupled receptor signaling pathway.